Messenger RNA from Eremothecium cymbalariae DBVPG#7215, 1353 nucleotides. It is a transcript of the gene SIP2, whose product is annotated as Sip2p. Gene Ontology annotation, cellular component: cytoplasm; nucleus; nucleotide-activated protein kinase complex. Lineage: Eukaryota; Fungi; Ascomycota; Saccharomycetes; Saccharomycetales; Saccharomycetaceae. Gene Ontology annotation, molecular function: protein kinase binding. Gene Ontology annotation, biological process: signal transduction. The transcript has a single exon. Bases 1 to 1353 code for a protein of 450 amino acids. The record is from RefSeq and is a predicted model, not a curated record.
AUGGGCAACUUGCCAAGUCAUUCAGAGACAAACUCAGUAUUAGAUAGGUUUGGUAUUAGUGGAAGGGAAAAAAUGUCGGAAAAUAUCAAGGAUGUAUCUAUGGUUGAUAUAAACGAGGCAGGUAACAAGGCUGGUAGAGAGGGAGUCGGGGGGGCGGAUGGGGAAGCGCGGGGGGGGGGACAGGGCGGUGGUAAUAGUAAUGGUGAUGAUGGUGGUAUGGUGGUGGGUGAGGGGAUGAGUCAGACGUUUUCGCAGCUGAGUCUGGGUCGGAAGGAGGGGAGAGUGCGUUCUGGGAAGCGGUCCACGACGCUUCUGUUUGAUUACCAGGAGGAAGGUUCUACGUGCCAGAGGGUCGAUGGGAGGUCUAAUUCAGACAUAGAGUCUAUGGAGGGUGAGGGGCAGGGGCAGGGGCAGGGGCAGCAGGAUGGUAAUGUGGCAGACGCGAGGGUUGUUUCGCAGCAGCAGCAGCAGAGCGGUGGUGGUGGUGCUCCCGCACCUGCAGAUCAGGGGUCUCCCUUGAUGGUGCCGGUGGAUAUUACAUGGCAGCAGGGUGGGACCAAGGUUUAUGUCACAGGUUCUUUUACUGGUUGGCGCAAGAUGAUUGGUCUUGUAGCUGCACCGAAUAAUCCCGGGUUGUUCCACAUAAAGUUGCAAUUGCCUCCUGGGACGCAUAGGUUCCGUUUUAUUGUGGACAACGAGCUUCGUUUCAGCGACUUCUUGCCGACUGCCACGGAUCAAAUGGGUAAUUUUGUAAACUAUAUGGAGAUCGUAGCCUCGCCGCCGUCGCAGGAACAACAGCCAGCGAGUGAUUUGCAGUACGUUUCUGAUGAGGGUCCGAUAUCAAAGCAUGUCGAAAACAUCCGCGAGGGCCGUUCUGAUGCCGCGUCCGCCGCGGUCGACGAAGAACGGGGCAUGAGUUCACGCUCAAAGCUUGCCCUCCAGAUAGAAGACGACCCGGAUGACAUGGGAGACGGUUACACCCGUUUCCGCGAAGAAUCAAAAGAAAUACCAGUCUAUGAGUUCACUCAGGAUAUCCCCGCGGUGUUCACCGACCCGUCCGUGAUGGGCCAGUAUUACCUCACCUUAGACCAGCAGAAAAAUAAUCAACAGAACCUUGCGUGGCUAACUCCGCCACAGCUACCCCCCCACUUGGAACACGUUAUAUUAAACCAUUACAAUAAAUCGGCCGAUGGUGCAAGUGAAAACACCUCCGGUGCACUACCGAUACCAAACCAUGUCGUUCUCAACCACCUUGCAACUAGCAGCAUCAAACACAACACCUUGUGUGUCGCAAGCAUCGUCAGAUAUAAAUCCAAGUAUGCAACUCAGAUUCUCUACGCCCCAUUACACUAA